AAAGAAAAGGAUGUUUCCAAUUAUUUGAAGUAUUAUUCGUUUCAAAUAUUGAAUGUAUUAAGGUUGGCCUCCUCAGUUUAGUUUCUUAAAUGUUCUUAUUUUUCAAUUUUCUACCACUUACAGGCCUGCUAACAAUAAUAUGAUUCCUUUAUGUGCAAUUUAGUCUAAACAAAUGACAUUUUACCUAUGUUAUAUGUCACCUCCAAAUCCGUCACAGUAUUAUCAACUUUUAUAAUAUUGUUAACUACCUCUGUUGUUGUUGUAUUCUCCUAUUACAAAGCCUCAAAUUUAAAUAUAUUUUUUUAAACAGAUAGCUGUAGAGUAUAUAGAAAACACACUAACUAUUGAUGAAGACAACUACCCCCACAUUGUAAUUCCUUUUUAUUCUUCCUCUUCUGUCUUUGUUCUUCUUAGUUUCUGUUAUUGGCUACUGUAUAGGCAAUAUGGAAAUGAUUACUACUUCAAAUUUCUUUGUGCUAAAGAAAACUAGACUUUGUUGUUCGUAAUAGUGCAUACUCUUUAGGAGAAUUGUUAUAUAUAGUGCAAGUCAUCUACACUCUGUAGACAGCCAGAGGUAUAUUGUUGAGGAAGUGAUGAAUGAAUUUCUUGUUAACUAUGGUUUACUCUCAUGUGGAGAAACCACAACGAAUGUGUGGAAUCAUACAUAGUUGCAGGAAGGACAAAGCAAGGUUGUUGGUAGACUUCCACAAGUUUAGUUCUCAUCCUAACUUGGUCUGACGAAGUACAGAACGACUACAACGACCCUUGAAUCUGGAUCUCCGCUACGUUAAACCUUAUUCUCCGCAUUCAACUACUACCAAACAACUUGGGAAAUUGAAAGAAUCAAUUGAAGGUAUAGUUAAUCUUCAAAUGUUACCAUAUGUACAACUGUUAUAUUCAGCUUUCCUGUCUAAUGCACAUAUAGCAACACAGAUGAGAUUUAACAGAGAUUUUCAUUCUGUAAAGACUACCUGAGAUUUAGCGCAGAUGCUUUUCAUGAAGAUCUCCAUCAGCACCAAAAGCUUUAGUAUUCAGUUGUACAAUAUCAUUAUCCUCCGCUUCCAAAGCUUGUACCAUUUUUUGGAUCAGUCACGCAUUCACAACACCAUUUCUAGCAGCUUCCUCCUCCUGAAUUGAUACUCUACUUUCCAACUCUUUUAACUUUUCCAAAUACAACUUCAGUUUUGCCUCAACUUCAGCUUUUUCAUUUUUUAGCUGCUCAUUUUUCUUCUGCAUAUCCUUCAAUCAAUUCUCCAUUGGUUAAAGGAUGUACAAAAGAAAAAUGAGAAACUAAAAACUGAAGAAGCUGAAGUUCACGCAAAACUGAAGAUCUAUUUGGAAAACUUGAAAGAGUUGGAAAGUACACUAUCAAUUCAGGAGGAGGAAGCUGCUAAAAAUGGUGCCGUGGAUGCAUCACUGAUAAAAAAAAUCGUACAAGCUUUGCAAGCGGGCGAUGAUGAUGUUGUACAACAGAAUACUAAAGCUUUUGCUGCUCGUGGAGAUCUUCAAGAAAACCAAUUGUCACCACCUAGGCCUCCAUUGGUUCACUCAACUGCAAAUGGAGAUGGAAAUGGAAGUGAUAAAUGAACACAUGAAGCUGCAGCCAGAGGUAACACGGACUUCAUUUGUACAAAAAUGAAUGUGGUUAAUUGUCCUGAUGUCCGGACAUUACAUCCCAUGCCUUAUGCUGGUAGUUCUGCUUCACUCAAUACCAAUGUUUCCAACAUACAAAAGAAAAGGUGCCAUUCAGAGCAACCAGCUACUACUAUUUGGUGAACUAUAUUUUCUACAAACAUGGUACUAAGAGUGAACAUCGACCAAAUAGAACCUGUAACACGCGAUUGGAUUUGCAAAGUUCAAAUUGUCGAAAUAGGACGCCCACGAGAAAGCCUUGACAAGAAAUGUACAUUCCAAAAUUUGAUUUUGGAAGAUGAAGAUGAAUGCCAAAUUAAGGCUGUUAUGUACGCUGACGAAAUUGAGCAGUAUGCAGCUACGCUAAAACUCUUCCAUACCUACCUGAUCUCUACUGCAAAAGUCAAAGUUCCGCCAGCUUCAUACGGCAAGCCCAUACAUAAAUUCUACUGGAUUCUUGACAAAGAAACAGUUAUUGAACAAAUCAAACCAUCUCAUGAAGUUGAAAAACCACUUCCACCGCCAACCAAGCUGAAUAUCACAACCUUUGACCGCAUUCCUUAUCUGAUGGUUGAUUCUGCUGCUGAAAUAGAUAUACUGGCAAUUGUUCUUCGUUGUGGUCCCCAAAAAAACGCCGGUCGCAGUCAUCAUAGGUGUCGAGAAAUUACCCUUUGUGACAAUCAGAAAACUCAGUUUCUGUUCACUCUAUGGGAGGAUUUCGGAGAAAUAGAAGGACAUGAAAUUGCCUCUAAAAUGGCACCAGAGGCAAAUCUGCUUGUAAUCCUCGGAAGAAGUAUAGGAAUCUCUACUUAUCAAGGGUUGUCACUGCAGACUAGGGCAAAAGAAAACAAAACAAUGUUGUUAAGUUGUCCAUCAGAUAAAACCUCCACAAGCUCAUCUACCGCUCCCAUGAUAGUCACUACUGCUGGCCAACAACUUCUCUCUAUUGCAUAAAUCUCAUCAGCGCCUUCUAUGGGAGUGUUCUGUGUUGAAGCAGAGAUGGCCAUAUUAGAUGAAUUCCAAGAAUUCUGUGUGCUUGAAUGCUCAGGCUGCAAACAGAAGAAGCGCACAAAGGAUAGAAAGGAUUUUGACUGUCCAAAAUGCAAUCGGAAAACAACCUUAGUGCCUCGUUGUAGCUUCCAACUUGAUCUUAUUGACAAUACUGCUACAACCACAGCAUCUAUCUCUGCUGAAUUAGGA
Messenger RNA from Solanum tuberosum (potato), 2832 nucleotides. RefSeq lists its product as uncharacterized. The coding region runs from base 1795 to 2586 and encodes 263 amino acids. The transcript is spliced from 12 exons. The record is from RefSeq and is a predicted model, not a curated record. Lineage: Eukaryota; Viridiplantae; Streptophyta; Magnoliopsida; Solanales; Solanaceae.